UAGGAACCCUACCCUAUCCGUAUCUUUCUCUCUCUAUCCUCUCGAUAUAUGUAAAUCCCAUCCAGAAGAACAUCACUGUUUAUCCUCAUUUAAAUCUCAUUCUUCAAUCAUGCCAGGCCCCGUUGUCAUAGAAGAAGAAGAAUCUUUGAAGAAGAUUGAGAGCGAUGAACCAAUUGUUGAAGACGUCAAAGAAGAAGAUGACCACGAUGAUGAUGAUUCUGAUGAUGAAGACGAUGAUAAGGAAGAAGAUGGUGUCCUAGGUACAAAUGAUGGUUCGAAACAGAGUAGGAGUGAAAAGAAAAGCCGAAAGGCAAUGUUGAAAUUGGGAAUGAAACCAAUUACAGGUGUCAGUAGGGUUACCAUUAAGAGAACAAAAAAUAUACUGUUUUUCAUAUCAAAGCCUGAUGUGUUCAAGAGUCCAAACUCUGAAACAUAUGUUAUAUUUGGAGAAGCAAAGAUAGAGGAUUUGAGUUCUCAAUUGCAAACUCAGGCUGCCCAACAGUUUAGGAUGCCAGAUAUGGCAUCUAUGAUGUCGAAAUCAGAGAUUGCUGGAACUGGGACUGGAGCUCAGGUUGAAGAGGAAGAAGAUGAAGUUGAUGAGACGGGUGUUGAGCCGAGGGACAUUGAAUUGGUGUUGACACAAGCGGGUGUGUCGAGAUCUAAGGCUGUUAAGGCUUUGAAGGUUCAUAAUGGUGACAUUGUUAGUGCUAUUAUGGAGCUUACUACUUAGAGUAGGUAUUUAUUUUGUUAUUGUGUUAUGUUCUUGGUAUUCAAAUGAUUCUAAGAUGGUGUGAUGAAACCAUCUGGCAUUUUGUUUUCUUUUUAAUGUUAUUAUGUUGUCAUUUGGACAUGAAUUUAUGAAGCAUUGAUCUUUGAAUAUUUCAAUU
This is a messenger RNA of Impatiens glandulifera, 887 nucleotides long. RefSeq names its product nascent polypeptide-associated complex subunit alpha-like protein 2. The record is from RefSeq and is a predicted model, not a curated record. The transcript has 4 exons. NCBI's taxonomy places the organism in Eukaryota, Viridiplantae, Streptophyta, Magnoliopsida, Ericales, Balsaminaceae. Gene Ontology annotation, cellular component: nascent polypeptide-associated complex; cytoplasm. Gene Ontology annotation, biological process: protein targeting to membrane. Bases 110 to 730 code for a protein of 206 amino acids.